CACCUAUUUGCAACAACAGACAGCACCAUCUAUACCCCAACAACCCAAUUGACCACAUCAUGGCUCCCACAAAAGUCGCGCUCGCAGGUGGAACCGGAAACCUCGGCACCGCCAUUCUCAAAGCCCUCCUAGACGCCAACUUCUCUGUGACCGUGCUCUCGCGCACAUCCAACAAACCCAUCGACCAGCGCGCCAAGCUCGUCGAAGUCGACUACAGCUCUCAGUCCGCCCUCGAGUCCGCACUCACCGGACACUCCGCCGUCGUGGACGCGCUUGGCCGCGCCCCCCAAGACGUCCCCAUCCGACUCAUCGACGCGGCCGUCAACGCAGGCGUAACGCACUACCUCCCAUCUGAGUACGGCGUGGACACGCAGAACGAGCACGUGCGCAAGAUCCCCGUCUUCGCGGGGAAGGUCGCAGUCCAAUCACACCUGGAGAAAGUCACCUCCACCAACCCGUCCUUCAUCUACACGCUUCUCGCGACAGGGGCGUUUCUGGACUUCGGUCUCGAGAAGAACUUCAUCCUCAACUUUGCCGGACCGGUCGCGGACCUGUACGAUGGCGGAGAGAGGAAGUUCAGCACGACGACGCUCGCGGGGAUCGGGGGCGCGGUGGUGGGGAUUCUGCGGAACCCCGAUGCGACGAGGAAUAGGGCUGUGUAUGUGAGUGAGGCGGAUGUGUCGCAGGUGGAGCUGUUGAGGCUUUCAGGGAAGAAGGUGGAGACGAGGGUGGUGAGGACGGAGGAUUUGGAGAGGGAGGCGUACGAGGAGUUGAAGAAGCCGGAGCCGAGUCCGGCGGUGUUUGCGGUCAAUUUUAUCAAGACGGCGUUGUUUGGGGAGAGAUUUGGGAGUUUGUUUGGGCCGCCGAGGCUGUCGAAUGAGAUUGUUGGAGUGAAGUAUUUGAGUGAGGAGGAGUUGAGGGAGGUGGUGGUUAAGAGUACAAGUGCUUAGAGAUAGAGGACCGAGUUUAUAUGGCUCGGUUACGGUGCUUUUAGAUGGGCUUAUUAUACAGUUGCUGCGUACCUCAAGAAAUACAUCUAGGGCGCCUAAAAC
Molecule: messenger RNA, 1052 nt
Organism: Aspergillus steynii IBT 23096
Lineage: Eukaryota; Fungi; Ascomycota; Eurotiomycetes; Eurotiales; Aspergillaceae
Product: aromatic alcohol reductase
Exons: 2
Coding region: 60-950 (296 amino acids)
Molecular function (GO): oxidoreductase activity
Source: RefSeq, a predicted model, not a curated record